AUGGGCAACACACAGUCCGCGCCGCAGCACAACAGGCUGGUGAAACCCAAGACAAACUCCAACUCGCCCUUUUCGUCUCCGAGCAUACCUUCUCCCGCCUCAGUCUCGGCCAAGUACUCCGACUUGCACCUCGACACUGUCAUACGUUCACCCACGGGCGACUUCCGCAGUCGGAAUGAUACCAGACAGCAACUCAGAGCCCAACUGACGUCGCCGAUGGAUGGAGACUGCUCUCAGGUGUCUGACGAGGAUGAUAGUCUUGGGGAGCUUGCUACCCAUGUUCGCGACCGUCUCCAGAGCCUGUCAAGGUCGAAUUCUGUGGCUUCACAGAUGCCCAGCUCUCACGCUUCAACCACCAAACUCAACAGUCUCCCAGGAUCGAAGCUCUCUCUAGAGUCAGAGACUCGACCCGUGGAUCUAGAAGCUGCCAUCUCAAUUCUGCAGGAGCUCAGGAAGAAUGCUUCUCCAGAAGACCUGGCCGCUUUGCGCGAAGCGCUCAAACCAGUGAAACCUGCUGAGCCUGUACCGAUAUCCACACGCUGUCCAACAACACGAAAGCCGGUAGGCGGAGAGCCGUCUCAGUCCCUCAUUCGCCGUCGCUCGUUAGCCACGCCAGGCCUUGCAACUCGCGGCUCGCCCACCGAUGUACUACGGAAACCUGUUGAACAUAUGGAGGCUCAGAUAGACCAGAGAAUGGAGCAUGAGUGGCGGGUUGAUAAAAUGAUGGUACAUUCGCCCCUGACCCGCCUGGCAGCCCUGGAUGCGGCACGCGAAGGACAAGAUUCGUCAACCCCGCGAUGUCAAACUCCUGGCGAUCUGGCAUAUUCCCACCUUGGCGCAUUGAAGCUCGGUUCCUUGACUAUCACCAAUGGCGCAGCAUCACCAGCUCCAAGCGUUCGGUCGAACAUGUUGGACCGACGAAAGUCUACUCCGGAUAUGAAUCAAGAGGAGGACUAUUUCACGGCAUCUGAAGGCAGUCCUAGCCCCUUAGCUUCAGUGCAGCACCAUCGCGGCAACCGAAUGCAUUUCCGAGCCCAGUCUUCUGUACUUCCUACACCUUCACCACUGUCCCGCGAGACCCACAUCCCCGGUAGCAGCAAAAAGGCAGAGCAGCCGCCGAGGAGCGAGAGUCCCCUUAAGAGAGAAGCCAUCUUGAAAAAUUCCGAGUACAGUGGGCACCGACAUGAGACGGGCAGGUCAGGUAGCCAUGUCAAGAAUAGAAGCGCCCCUUCUAUUGCCCAGGAAUAUAUGAACGAGCUUGCGACUAGCCCUUUCGCCACACAAGAUGAGUUCUCAGAGCGCUUUGACGAACCUCGUGAAUCACUAGAUUCGGGAUUCGCCGAAAAUAGCUCCGAGGAUGCAUGGACGUAUAGGCAAGAGGCAUUCCGCAUGCUGGACGGGACCAUGUUUGCGGACUCAAUCCCACGAGUCGACUCAGUCCUGGAAGACCCUCACCAAAAGAGAUCAGACCGCCCGUCGCACACCAAGGCGGACUCCGGAUACUCAUCCGGUGCGAGUCUUCGAGCCAUGGAACGCAAUAAUCGAGUUGGUGAAGGUACCAUUCCUUCGCUCCCACCUCUUACAGUUGUUUCUGACGGGCAAAAACAAAGUGAGUAUGAUACAGAAGACUCGAGAAGCCUCUACACGUUCGACCAAAUGCUAUCGGUUUCCGCUGCUGCAAAGCCGCUACCAGCGACUCCGGAUAAGAAGGACGUGAGGCCGAAGCCAUCACGAUUGUCAUUGUCCAAAUCCUGGAGGAGAGCAUCAAGUGGCGCCACACCAACAAUAUCUGCGCCGCCUACACCAAAUUCUGUCGUCUCAUCUGAAAGUGUUGAUGGCAAGAAGUCAGCGAUGUCCAAGCGUCUCCAAAAACGGCGCCCGUCCGCCCACGCAAUACCACUUGUACAAUCCUGCGAGCCGGUUAAGGAAGGAACAAUUCCCACGAUACCAGACAACGUUCGAGCUCAUUUCACCUGUCGCCUGUCUGAAGCUCCGGGAAUGGAUCACUUAACGCAGACUUUUGCUUCAGCUUCCACCACAAACCCUGAUGAAAGUGGCGUGGAGGCUCCUGUGAUCUUUGAACCAGUACGCUUUCCUUCCCCGGCGGUUGAUGAGCCGCGCAAGAAGAAGCAUCAUCAUCGAUCGCAGAGCGCCCGCCCACCGACUCCUCCCCAUCGACAAAGACGAAGCCUCUCUCUCUUCCGAAAGGAGAAGCCUGACGUUGAUCGGAACGAAAAUGGCGCAGGUGACGACCUCGAACUCCUAGGUAUCGCCGACUUUGGUACUGUAGCACAAUCACUGGGCAGCUCGCCCUACGAUGUCGCGGCAUCGACGCUCCGGAAACAGCCCGUCGCUUCCCCCACUCACCCACAUCAAAUGGGUGCAGCGUUUCCUCUUGCCAAAUCUACAGUCAACAUGGACGCGUCGACUGCAAUUAAUGUCGCCAAAAUGCGCAGCCGGGAACGUGCUGCUCCUGACGCAUAUACGCAAAGGCCCAGAAGCUAUCACGAAUACAACCUCCAGGCUGGUGAAGCGACAGUAGCUCGACGAGUAUCAUCACAAGGCCGUACUGCUGUACCCCCAAUGCCGCACAUGGACUCAGACAGGCUGUCUCUUGUGAGGGCAUCGACAUCUCGGAACGGGCAUCAAAAUUCUGACAGUUCGAGUGCGCGACCGAAACUGAUAACCCGAGAGACAUCAGAAUCCGCCUUGAUCGAGAAGUUCAAUGAGGCACCAGCGACGCAGGUAUCCCCAGACUGGGAAGCACCUUCCCAACUCUGGCGCCAGCGUCGCAAGUCUAUCGGCGAGGGAUUGCGUCGUCCAUACGGCGACAACGCUCAUAAGCACUCGCAGUCCUACAACGCGUCUCCACACACCGGGCCUCCCACCUUGAGGCCGACGCCACCGCCCAAGUCGCCAGCUGCACCCGAGCCCACCAGUUCCGACGGCAGUAUGUUCGACCGCUACGGCGGUGGCCUCGGCUACGGCUACGAGCACGGCUUCGGGGUGGGAGGCAGCGCGGGGACGCGCCAUGGACGGAGUGGCGCGAGUAGGAAGAGCAUGCAUUUCAGCAACGAGUUUGGCAUUGAUCUUUCGGAUGUUCCUGUGAUUUUGCAGGAAGCGCGCUGAUUUCUUUGAGCUUCUUGAAUACCCCCUUUUUUCAGUAUAUGCAGCGAUUAGCAUUUGGAGUGGCAGUCUGAAUUGUGCAUGGCUUUGGGCUUUAUGAUGGGCAUGAAUGAUUGGUAUACCAGGCAACAAGGUGGGGCUUUUGAUGUUCUGGCGAUUGGGCUGGGGGAGGAUGUGUAUAUAUGGUGGCUGGGGGUAUUAGGAGAUGGGGAGAUACUUAAUACAACGUGCUAGACACGUCCUUGCCC
Molecule: messenger RNA, 3374 nt
Organism: Mytilinidion resinicola
Lineage: Eukaryota; Fungi; Ascomycota; Dothideomycetes; Mytilinidiales; Mytilinidiaceae
Exons: 2
Coding region: 1-3129 (1042 amino acids)
Source: RefSeq, a predicted model, not a curated record